AUGAGCGUUUUCGAUCGCGUGAGUUUUGAAAAAGAUAUUAUUUUGUUGUUGUUGUUUCGAGUGAAACUCACUCAGAGAACUAAUUGUUCUCGGCUUCAGGUGAAAGCUCAAGUAGCAUCAGAGGCCAAAUGGUCGACGAGUCCGUACAAGGGAUUCGUGGCCGGAAGCCCCUCGAACACCUACGCCGACAUUGUCUCAACCGCGUUCGUUUCACAUUUUCCUGAACAUGUGAAAGUAUGCGUUCACUUUCAGAUUCGAAGACGCGACAAACACGAUGAACUUUGCGCGUCACUCGAAAUACGACGAAAUGUACUCUCCGUACCUCGGCUCUUUCCGCGAACGACACAAUUACACUUCGAUAGCGCCCAGCUUGUGCAUCAACAGACCGUCCGUUCGCUCCCACUCUCGCUUCCUCUUUUUUCUUUUAACUUCAUCGACUUCAGAAAUCGAUCCGUCGACUACGAUCUGGCGCCACACAAGGCCUACAAUCCACGACAGUCCGAGUGGCUUCUUGAGAAAGACAAGAAGUACAGGUAAGUUCGGAGAAUUCUAGAAAGCGUCUAUAUCAUUCGUUUCAGAGUCCGUGGCUCUCGUAACAUCAUCCACUCGAAUAGCUCCGUCGAGCCCAACUUGCCUCCAUUGAGCCGUCGGACCUACACCGUCCCGACCGAUACCAUGCGGUGAGCGGAUCAGUUCGCUAGAGCGCACUUCCAACCUCUUUUGCAGCCACCAGAACCAGUUGCUCUACUGGAACGGCCGUGCUCUCGGGCUCGAGUACGUGGCUCCGUUCCUUCGUCGCGAGGAUCAUUCGCGCUACGAGGACCGUCGCUACCAGCGCAUCUUCUGGUCUCCGCACUUCAUCGACCUUUUGCCUUCGUGCCGUCACUCGGCUCAUCUGAUGCUCUCCGCCUAUUAA
Molecule: messenger RNA, 916 nt
Organism: Caenorhabditis sp. 36 PRJEB53466
Lineage: Eukaryota; Metazoa; Nematoda; Chromadorea; Rhabditida; Rhabditidae
Source: the annotation of a GenBank genome assembly